Molecule: messenger RNA, 2165 nt
Organism: Neomonachus schauinslandi (Hawaiian monk seal)
Lineage: Eukaryota; Metazoa; Chordata; Mammalia; Carnivora; Phocidae
Gene: SLC9A7
Product: solute carrier family 9 member A7
Exons: 19
Coding region: 1-2163 (720 amino acids)
Biological process (GO): proton transmembrane transport; regulation of pH; sodium ion transport
Cellular component (GO): membrane; recycling endosome
Molecular function (GO): sodium:proton antiporter activity
Source: RefSeq, a predicted model, not a curated record
AUGGCUAUGUUGUCUCUCCGUGGUUUCUCCAGCAUGGCAGCUUCAAGGUUUUUGGCGUUUGCAAUUUCAUUGGGAACCUGCAUGGAACUUCAAGAUAUAUGGAUUUUUGCAAGGGCUGGGGUACAGUCGGGACGAAUUGGGAACAAGGAGCUCGCCACGGAGAAGGAGGCGGAGGAGAGCCACCGGCAAGACAGCGUGAGCCUGCUCACCUUCAUCCUGCUGCUCACGCUCACCAUCCUCACCAUCUGGCUCUUCAAGCACCGCCGGGUGCGCUUUCUGCACGAGACGGGGCUGGCCAUGAUCUAUGGGCUCAUCGUUGGGGUGAUCCUGAGGUACGGCACCACUGCCACCAGCGGUCAUGACAAGUCACUCAGCUGUACUCAGGAAGACAGGGCCUUCAGCACCUUAUUAGUGAACGUCAGUGGGAAGUUCUUUGAAUACACCCUGAAAGGAGAAAUCAGCCCCGGCAAGGUCAACAGUGUAGAGCAGAAUGACAUGCUGAGGAAGGUAACGUUUGAUCCAGAGGUCUUUUUCAACAUCCUUCUGCCUCCAAUUAUUUUCCACGCUGGCUACAGUCUAAAGAAGAGACACUUUUUCAGAAAUCUUGGGUCUAUUCUGGCUUAUGCUUUCUUGGGGACUGCCGUUUCCUGCUUCAUUAUUGGAAACCUCAUGUACGGUGUGGUGAAGCUCAUGAAGAUUGUGGGGCAGCUCUCGGAUAAAUUUUACUACACAGAUUGUCUCUUCUUUGGAGCGAUUAUCUCUGCCACUGACCCAGUGACUGUACUGGCAAUAUUUAACGAAUUGCACGCAGACGUGGAUCUUUACGCACUUCUGUUUGGGGAAAGCGUCCUGAAUGAUGCUGUUGCCAUUGUCCUGUCCUCGUCUAUUGUUGCCUACCAGCCAGCGGGCCUGAACACUCAUGCCUUUGAUGCUGCUGCCUUUUUUAAAUCAGUGGGCAUUUUUCUAGGUAUAUUUAGUGGCUCUUUCACCAUGGGAGCUGUGACGGGCGUUGUGACUGCUCUAGUGACCAAGUUUACCAAGCUGCACUGCUUCCCUCUAUUGGAGACGGCACUCUUCUUCUUGAUGUCCUGGAGCACCUUCCUUUUGGCAGAAGCCUGUGGGUUCACAGGCGUUGUGGCUGUCCUUUUCUGCGGGAUCACACAGGCUCAUUACACCUACAACAAUCUGUCGGUGGAAUCAAGAAGUCGAACGAAGCAGCUCUUUGAGGUGUUACACUUCCUGGCAGAGAACUUCAUCUUCUCCUACAUGGGCCUGGCACUGUUUACCUUCCAGAAGCACGUUUUCAGCCCCGUGUUCAUCAUUGGAGCUUUUGUUGCCAUCUUCCUGGGCAGAGCUGCACACAUCUACCCGCUCUCCUUCUUCCUCAACUUGGGCAGAAGGCAUAAGAUUGGCUGGAACUUUCAACACAUGAUGAUGUUUUCAGGCCUCAGGGGGGCCAUGGCAUUUGCGCUGGCCAUCCGAGACACCGCAUCCUAUGCUCGCCAGAUGAUGUUCACAACCACGCUCCUCAUCGUCUUCUUCACUGUCUGGAUCAUUGGUGGAGGCACGACCCCCAUGCUGUCAUGGCUUAACAUAAGAGUUGGCGUCGAGGAGCUGUCCGAAGAGGACCAGAACGAACACCGCUGGCAGUACAUCAGAGUUGGUGUUGACCCAGAUCAGGACCCACCACCCAACAACGACAGCUUUCAAGUCUUACAAGGGGAUGGUCCAGAUUCUGCCAGAGGAAACCGGACAAAGCAGGAGAGUGCGUGGCUGUUCAGGCUGUGGUACAGCUUUGACCACAAUUACUUGAAGCCCAUCCUCACACACAGUGGCCCCCCGUUGACCACCACGCUCCCAGCCUGGUGUAGCCUGCUUGCUCGGUGUCUGACCAGUCCCCAGGUGUACGACAACCAAGAGCCGCUGAGAGAGGAAGACUCGGAUUUCAUCCUGACCGAGGGCGACCUCACCCUGACCUACGGGGACAGCACAGUGACUGCGAACGGCUCCUCAGGCUCCCACACGGCCUCCACGAGCCUCGAGGGCAGCCGGAGAACCAAGAGCAGCUCGGAGGAGGUGCUGGACCGAGCCCUGGGAGCAGGAGACCAGCCGGUGUCAAGCCGGGGCACGCGCCUAGUGUUCCCCCUGGAGGAUAACGCGUGACU